Aspergillus sclerotioniger CBS 115572 is the source of this 1686-nucleotide messenger RNA. RefSeq lists its product as uncharacterized. Lineage: Eukaryota; Fungi; Ascomycota; Eurotiomycetes; Eurotiales; Aspergillaceae. The record is from RefSeq and is a predicted model, not a curated record. The transcript is spliced from 2 exons. The coding region runs from base 1 to 1686 and encodes 561 amino acids.
AUGGUUGUUCCCCUCCCGUCUACUGCAAAUAGUGGCCCUGCUUUUCGUACCUACAACGUACAACUAGACCCCUCAAUCAAUGAAGAACCCAGAGCCGUGACGCUGAACAUAGAUCCCUGUCAGGUCUUCACCCAGAAGCUUGCAUACUUUCAAAAGCGUUGUGAGGCAGCAGAGGAUGAGAAUAACGGCAUGGUCUUUCAAAUGGAAAUGGAUGAGCCCGGCCCUGCUGCUGAAAUGAAACCGGCGGAUCCCAUGAACACCAGGAAUAUUCUACGUGGAGAACCAAGACCCGCUUUGAGUGAAAGAGGCAUUCCCAGUUCGUCCGUGAUCUGCGCCAUUGAGAACACACAGAAACGAUGCAAUGAGUCUUUUCCUGAUUCUGACUCUACUAUAACCCUUGAGUCUCCACACAAAACAAAGAGUAAAAGCCCAACAGACCCGUUUCCUGAGUACUACGCGUCGUGCGAGACAGCGGAGGCUCAUGUCGACAAGGAAGUAGAAAGGGCAUACGAGAUCGCCAUUUCCAAAGUCUGUGAAGAGGUCAUCCGCUUCAGGGAGGUCAGCUCCGACGUGACUUCACCUCCCCCGUUCACCAUGGAGGACGUUGCCGAUCAUUCUAGCUCCAAAGGCAAUGGAAAUGGUCCUAUUCGAAGUGACAGUCCUGUUCCACCAUCCUUUCACAUGGACAGCGAAGUAACCACCCCCCAGUUGAGCGAGCACUCAGGAGCCGAACCCCGUCCUGGCUUAGCUAUGCCUGAGAAUCGCAAGAAGGAUGUUCUUGAAAAAAUCAGAAUCAUGGUCAACUCGGACCGCAUGAAACCAGCCACCAAGAGACGCUUCGUGGCCAUGUGCAACAUUAUCCUUCGCAUCGAAUACCUUCUAUUCCGCAGACACCAGACCCCCGUUGACCCCGUGAGCUUUUUAACCGGUGAGGAAGUCGAGGAAGUGAUGUAUCUUGCCGGGGAGAUCAUAAAAUAUCUCACCAUCAUCAACAACGUCCUCCUGCAGGAGCUUGACUGUGCGCAGCACGUUCAGCACUCGAUCAAGUAUAUCGCCGAAGACAAGGGCUACAACGUGGUGACUCGCUUCAAGAGCAUGGCCGAGGUCAUAAUCAACCACCUCAACAAGCCCCGCCCCUCAGAGCAACGCCUCCUGGCUGUCUUCCUUGACUUUUUCGACUCCUACAUCUACACGGACUUUAUCAGUAUCCGCCACCGCCAAAUCCGGAUCGAAGAAACUUGGAAUCCCAUUCGCAUGCAGAUGACUCGUCUUAUGGUCGAUAUCUGGGAUAUGAUCAACCGAGCCAUCGAGAACUACGACGCCAUUGUCAAGAUCAGCAUGAUGAUCAAGCGCGAGUACAUCGAGCCCGCCUUGAACAAUAUGCGCGAGGCUCCUAGCAUCUGGCGCGACGUCAUGAUUCAGCAUCACAUCGAGGCCCAGAGCGCGCGCUUGCGUCAGUCCGACCAGCAGGCCCAAAUCCGUGAACAGGCCCGCGAACACGCUCGGAUCUUGGUUGAGCAGCAGCAAGAGCGUUACGGUACCAAUGGGGAGUGUCCUCGCGAACAGACCGAUACUAUGAUGAGCUCUGAUAGCGGUUUCGAGAUUAAUUCCCAAGACCGUUACUUUUCUCGCGAGGUGUCGAAUAGGUCUGAUGCAGAUAUUCCCUGGUUUGGUGUCGACGAUUGA